Molecule: messenger RNA, 657 nt
Organism: Penicillium waksmanii
Lineage: Eukaryota; Fungi; Ascomycota; Eurotiomycetes; Eurotiales; Aspergillaceae
Product: SAM-dependent methyltransferase
Exons: 5
Coding region: 1-657 (218 amino acids)
Biological process (GO): peptidyl-arginine methylation
Molecular function (GO): protein-arginine omega-N monomethyltransferase activity
Source: RefSeq, a predicted model, not a curated record
AUGAGCCAAACGACACAAAGGGCCUUCGUGGUCGAACACCUUGACCCCGAGUUGGGCCCAUGGUCCGCCCUCGAAUACGGCUGCAUUGCUCGCGAAUCGCAUGAUCGUGGCGCUCGAUUCCUGCUCAGUUCCGUGCCCGCAGAGCUGCAGAUGCCCGCCGACCUGGCGGCCACCAAGGGCCUCGAGGUGGAACAGCGUAGUGUCGAGGAUAUUUUCGCUGAUAAGAAGGAGCGUGUUUGUCUGCUGGACCCCGCUGCCCAGGUUGAGUUGAGUCCUGAGGAUGGUGAUAAUUUUGAUGUCUUUCUCUUUGGCGGUAUUCUCGGCGAUGAUCCUCCUCGCGGGUAUGUCUCGCUGACGACAAUAUUCAUUUUAGAUCGCACCUCAGAAUUGAGGAAGAAGGGUUAUGUCGGCCGCCGCCUGGGACCUAAGCAGAUGACAACCGACACAGCGGUGCGCGUUACUCGUCUAGUCGUUCAUGAAAAGGUCCCCCUGGAACAAAUCUCUUACGUCGACUACCCGGAAAUUCUGAUCAACGAGCACGAACGGACUGAAAUGCCAUUCCGCUAUGUGAAAGAUGCCGCUGGCCAGCCAAUCAUGCCUCCGGGGAUGGUGGAUCUGAUUAAGAAGGACGCCGACAAGUCCAUCGAUCUAUUCUAA